This is a messenger RNA of Xyrichtys novacula (pearly razorfish), 1311 nucleotides long. Lineage: Eukaryota; Metazoa; Chordata; Actinopteri; Labriformes; Labridae. The record is from the annotation of a GenBank genome assembly.
AUGAUCAGCAACACUCACCAUCAGCUUCGACCAGGAACAGACGCCGAAGUCAGGAGGAUCCAUCUCAGGUGCAGUUCCUGGAGGAGGUGGUGGAUCCCACCGAGGAGCCGGAUCCACAAACUGUGGAAAAACAUGUACACACAAAGCAGACACCACAACAAAAACCACAGUCAGCACAAGCACAACAACAACAACAACACAAAAACACCACCACAACAACAACAAAAAACACCACCACAACAAAACAAAACACCUCAGACUAAAGCUUCAGAGUUCAGUCCCUCCCAAAAGGCUUUUUGGGAGGAUAUCAUAGAGGAGCUGACACCAAGCAGAGAAGUAACAUCCACACCGAUCAGUAGACCAGGCCUGGGCAAAACAGCUCAGGUUCAGAGUCAGAUUUUGGGAGAUAACACAGAGGGGGAACUCCAUCUCAGCCCCACUAAUCCGUUUAGAGCUUCUCCAAAAGAACAAAGGACCAAGCGUCCUGUUCACGGUCAGACUCCACUCCACACACCACACACAGAAACACAACAUGACAAACAAAAUGAGAAACAAACACCUACAAACACUACAACACAAUACUCACACGUGGUGGAAGACCAGGGCACGGAGCUGGACACUACUCCAGGUCUGUCCCCUAAAAAAAUCUGUGUCACCGCCCAGGUACACAGAGAUCCUGUUGAAACACAGAAAUCCCCAUUGGAGCUGUACAGGGAGCUUCUGGAGGUUUUGGAGGAAAGCUCUCCCUCUCCCCCAAAACCUACAACAUACAAACCGAAAAGACACAUAAACACAGACAAGAAAAUGACAGACUGGAGCCUGACUGUAACCAAAAAAUGGCUGUUCAUUGGUGACUCCAACCUGGCCAGGAUGCCAAUGCACUCUAUUCCAGACCUGCAGAUAGACAGCUAUCCAGGGGCUAACUUUCGCCACGCACAGGGUAUUUUGUCCAACGCAACCAGUGAGGUGACAGUGGAGAAAGUGCUGCUCUCAUUUGGUCUGAAUGCUAGAGCACAAAAAGUGAAGGAGACAUCCACAAAGCAGCUACAAGCAGCAGUCAGAUUGGCAAAAAUUAAAUUCCCAUACGCAGAAAUCUGGAUCCCAAAAAUUAACUACUCUGCAUUCCUACCGACCCAGGAAAAAUUAAAUCUGCAACUGCUGAACGCCUACAUAUUCAGGAACAUGCCGUAUAUCGACUCUCUUGAAAGAGACAAAUUUCUGACAGAGGUGGACCACAUACACUGGACAAGACCAACAGCUAAAUUAAUGUUUGACCACUGGGUCACUCAUUUAAACUUAAAGGCCCCUUAA